GGUCAAGCGCCGGAGGUGGGAACCCAUCCGGGUUCUGAUCCUGCCCUGGCGUGGUGUGGCCUCAGGCUCGAGCCCGUUUUCCCCGCUUGGGAAGUGAGGGCAGGCCCUGGGAGAGCCUCAUCCCACCGCGGGAAAGGCCUCUGCACCAGAUGGGUUUGGGGCAUCUGCCCGACCCAACUCGCGAUGACUGCCCACACUCUCCUGCUGUUGCUCCUGGCCUCCAACGUUUUGGGGGACCCAGACUCCGAGGGCAGGUUAGAAAGGUCGGUGGCGGCAGGGACAGGGCGAGGCCGCGAGUGGCGUGUGCCCUUUUCGCGCCAGGGUUUCCCGCCGCGACAGAAUGGGAGGAUGAGAUCCAAGCACGCCAGCCACCCCGCGGGGCUCAGAGAUCUGGGUCUCCUGACCCCACCGGGCCCCAUUUCUUGAGUGCUUCCCUUUGAACCCGGUAUCCCACACUCCCCCAGGCUGCUCGAGCACUAUGUCCCCCAGCACCGCCAGCGCCACUGUUCCCUGGGCACCUGCCAGAUGAGCCGCCUGCCAAAGAUUGUUUACUGGCUCAGCUGCCUCCACCAAGGAGCUCUCGGGGAAGGCUGGCCAUGAGCCCCAGGACCCCCACAGCCAUGGGCGCCGGCGGCGGCGGCGGCGACGAGAGGCCCUAGUACUGUGCGUCGUCUUGGGGACCCUGGCCUGCGGCAAGGAGGCCAUAGCGGGGCCCAGCUCCCUAGGUGACAUCUGGCACGUCUCUGGGCCUCCCCUGGCUUCAGUUACCCAUCUGUAUAUUAAGGCCACGACUGCAAGUUUCUUUUUCCCUGACUCCAUGUGGGCUCACCCAGAGAUCGCCUCCUCCCCGCCCCCACAGCUCCGGCUGUGACUGGGCUGGUUCCGGGGGUGGGGGUGCACACCGGGGCCAGCAUGGGCAAAGGAUAUUAACGUCCGGAGUUGAAUGAAAGGAGGGUUCAUUCUCUUCGUGACCAUUUCAGCCUCCCAAUCUGAGCCCAGUCUCUACACAUUCUCCUUUAUCCUUGAACCUUUUCCCUCACGGAAGUCCCUCUGAGUGUCUAACUUGAAUCCAAUGCGCUGCAGCUGCACGUUUUGUGGGCGGUUUUGGUGUACCGACCGGACCCCAAAACAGCCCUUCUCCCUCCCUGGAUGGUAGGGCUGUGAUUCCCCACGGGCGUGAUUUUACGUGUACCCAGAGGUAGACCGUGAGUUCCAAGCUGAGGGAGCUCCUUGAGAGACAAAGCGGAGUGGGGAGCCCAAGAACCUGGGGUUCGCAGGCGAGAUGCUGCGUAGAACGCGGGAGGCCAAACAGUAGAGAAUCAGGCGGAGUAGAAAGAGACUGGGCUAG
Molecule: messenger RNA, 1348 nt
Organism: Pteropus alecto (black flying fox)
Lineage: Eukaryota; Metazoa; Chordata; Mammalia; Chiroptera; Pteropodidae
Gene: ADM5
Product: adrenomedullin 5 (putative)
Source: RefSeq, a predicted model, not a curated record